Molecule: messenger RNA, 6886 nt
Organism: Bacillus rossius redtenbacheri
Lineage: Eukaryota; Metazoa; Arthropoda; Insecta; Phasmatodea; Bacillidae
Exons: 2
Coding region: 593-1720 (375 amino acids)
Source: RefSeq, a predicted model, not a curated record
UCAAAACCACCUUGAACAAUUCAGGUAAGUGCUAAAGUUGAAACUUUUACUUAUGUAACUGCAUGUACAAAAAAAAAUACAAUCAUUAUCCUCAAAGCAUGAGACCUUCAAUAUUUAUUUUGAAAUCCUUUUUGUAACCAUUAUUUGGUUGGCAUACGGUAUGUUCACAAUUAAGUGGAUUGUAUGUUGGAUCAUUUUUUGUAUGACAGCACAUAGUAUAAGCUGGGAUCAAAAUUUUAUCUGAUAAUAAUAAUUUCCCUUCAGCUUAACACAUGAGCCGGUUAAAGCCAAAGUGGUGUAAGUCACUUUUUCUGUUAUUCUGAGUUAUAUGUAGGAAUGCACCCUACAACCUAAAAAUGGUUUGUGGAUAAAUGGUGGAAGUCAUAGCUUUGUAAAAUAACUCACAGAUUGCAGCACACAUAUUACAUGACAAUGGAUUAGUAUUAUUGUUUUCAGCCAAAGUGGUGUAUGUCUGACUUACACCACUAUGCUUUACAACAAUAUGUUUAGACAUUUAUUUUUUGUUAGUUGUGUUACAGACAUGAAGUUAUAUGUUGAAUGAGUGUAAGGUUUGUGUUUCGUAAACGAUAAUAUGUGUGAUUCAGACAAAGACAGGCUAAGUGAAUCGGGAUCAGAAUAUAUACCAUCUGAAUCGGAGUCUUCAGAAUCAGAUGUACGUAAGGAAACAACACCACUCGUAGAGGCUCUUGGUGAUGCCAUGGACAUUACAGACGAUGAAAGUGAAAAAGGAAGGACACCGCGAACACGAAAGAGGAAAUGUUAUCUAAGCAAGAAAGAGUAUCGGAGAAAGAAAAGAAACUCUGGUAAGGCUUACAGAACUUUAAAAGGUAAAAAAGUAAGUGAGAAAAUUUUCAGUAAUUUAAAUUGCCACUGUAGAAUGAAGUGUUUUGACAAGGUAGAUGAAGAAGAUCGUAAGAAAACAUUUGAAAACUUCUGGAAUAUUGGUGUAUUUAGUUGCCAAAAUGCUUUUCUGUGUGGGUUAAUCAAACAAGAAAAGCCAAAGGUAAGACGUCCUAGAGAUAAUUCAAGACAGGCAAAGAUAGCGAUUAACCAGUAUUAUAUUCCAAUUGGUGGAAACAGUGUCAAGGUUUGUAAAAAGUAUUUUCUUGACACCUUCCAAAUAUCUGAUGGCAGAAUGACCAGAGCUAUGAAAAAAGUGCAGACUGGAGAACAACCUGGAGCAGACAAACGGGGAAGUGGUACUCCUGCUAAUAAAAUUCCUGAAGAUAAAAUAAAUAAAAUACGAGAACACAUAUCAAAUUUUCCAAUGUAUCAAUCCCAUUACACUAGAGCCCAUAACCCAAACAGAAAAUAUUUGUCUUCAAAUUUGAAUAUUCGCUUGAUGUACAACCUGUAUCAAGAAGAUUGCAAAAACAAAGCAAUUAUACCAGUAAAAGAAGCCAUUUACCGUAGAACCUUCAAUAGCGAUUUCAAUUUGCAUUUCCAUGUACCCAGUAAAGAUACAUGUGUAAAAUGUGACCAGUACAAAAUCCUCAAAACUGCUCCUGCUGUAGAUAAAAACGAGAAAAGGAAGUUAGAAGUAGAACAUGAACUUCAUUUGUGGAAGGCAGAGGCAGCACGGCAGUCUAUGAAGCGUGAAAAAGAAAAAAGUGACCGUGAUUCUCUUUACUAUGUGUUUACUUUUGACUUGGAGAAAGCCCUUCCUUUUCCAACAUUGACAUGUUCAGUUGCCUAUUAGAAAAGGAAUAUGCAUGUUUACAAUCUUGGCUGUCACGAGCGCUCUAGUGGUUUGGGUUUCAUGUAUGUAUGGGAUGAAACAACAGCUUCACGAGGUGCACAGGAAAUUGGCUCCUGUGUUACAAAACACAUUGAUGCAAGGGCUGCAAAAAGUACCCAUGUGGUUAUGUACAGUGAUGCAUGCACCGGUCAGAACCGAAAUAUAAAACUUGCAUUAAUGUGCAUGAAAGCCGUCCAGAGUGACAAUAAUGUCAAUAUCAUCGACCAUAAAUUUAUGGUGAGUGGCCAUUCAUUCUUGCCAAACGAUUCAGAUUUUGGUUCUGUAGAGGUUUAUGCUAAGACUCGUACAAUGUUUAGUCGAGAAGACUGGUACACAGCAAUUGCAAAAGCAAGAAGAAAUAAACCCUUUCAUGUUACAGUCAUGACCAGUGAAGAUUUUAUGUCAACAAAAAAUCUUGAGCAAGCUGUUACAAACAGGAAAAUCAAUGAAAGGAAGCAGCCUCUGUCUUGGCUGAAAAUGCAAUGGAUUCGUUCCACACGACACAAGCCAUUUACUCUGUUUUACAAAGAAACCCUAAAUGAAGAUUACCCUUUUGAAUCCAUAAACUUAAAACCAGCAAAAGUUGGAAGGCCUAUUUCAAUUGGAAACAUUCAAUUGGAUAAGUUGUACAAAGGUCCUCGACCUGUGACCGCAGAGAAGAAGAAAGACAUGGUGGAUCUUCUUCCAUACAUUCCACCAAUUUAUCACGACUACUUCAAGAACUUGAAAACAUGUGGUAUUUCCCAAGAUAGUGGUCCAAUGGAAAUCAUUGAGGAAUUAUAGUAUGGAAAACUAAGAGUGUAAACAUCAUAGUGGGACAUUUUAAUAUUUUUAUCAUCGCUAUGUUCUUGAAUAUAAUCAUAGUUAAUAUUGAUUUAAAAAUAGUUUAAACAGUUAGAAGGUUUUUAUGUCUUUUUGUAAUAAUAUUCUUGUCUUUGCAAUUCUCUUAGGUGUAUUAUAAAAUCUUAAGACUAAUGGGCAAGACAAUCUCGUAAACAAAGAUUGUAAGACGAAGUUAGUUUUACGUUAGUGUAAUAAUAGUGGCUAUAGAACUUAGGUAAUGCAUAUGAUAAUUAUAUUUAUAAAAAUUAUAAUUCCUACUAAAUAACUUCUUAUUAUAUCAUCAAUAAUACACUAAUUUUUAUGGUGUUUUAGUAAUAGAUAGGUCAUGCACAUUGAUAACCUUUAAAAGUAUUCCUGUAAUCAUUAAAAACCAAAGUGGUGUAAGUCACUUCCAUGCAUUAUUUAACAGAUAUUAAAAUCGUCAUUGUAGUUAAAAAUGGCUGAAAAGUUACAUUCAUAUAUUAUAGACAUAAAUAUAUAAUAUUUAAGUGGUACAUUAGGUCUUAGAAUUUACAAUAACCAAUCUUAUAAAACCUUAUGUAUCUCAAAACAGGUAAAAUGUGACCUACACCACUUUGGCUUUAACCGGCUCACAUAUUAAAAUAUACCUUGUUAUUUAUUUUUUCCCCCACGUAGAUCUCUAAUAAAUCUAAGGGUUAUAAUGAAAAUAAAUCUAAAAAUAAGUAGUUCGGUUACACUGCAUUGGAUGGAAAAGUUAAUUUUAUUUCUUCAUUUGUCACACAAAUUGGUUUGGAAGGGUAACUUUGUUUUUUAGUAUUUUCACAUUACCUCUUUUCACCUCUGUGUGGUGAACAGUUACCUCUACUUUAUAAAUCGGUGUUUUAGUUUAUGAAUUGGUUGAUCUUAACACCGAGCACUUAAGUACCAAAAAUAUCAAACAAAGGGCUGGAAAUGUACUUAAAUUUUAAUUGCCAAUAACAAAUUAAUGCACCAUCUUAAUCAAUAUUUUUUAUUUAUUUAUUUUAUUUUAUUUAUAGUUACGUUCCGUCGACCAUGAAUGAGCAAAUGCUCAAUGGUGUAGAACAUGUCAGUAUAUACAAUACAAUACAAAAUAAAAAAAAAUAUAUAUAUAUAUACAAUUCAGAUGUUAACACACAAGUUAUGAUUAUCAAUACAAUUUAAAAAUUCAUCAACAGAAUAAAAUGUUUUUGAGAUAAGAUAUUCUUUUAAUUUAUAUUUAAAAUUUUUACUUUUACUUUUACAUAGUUGUUUUAAAGUUAAUGGAAGAUUAUUAAAUAACUUCAAAGCAGUAUUAUAUAUGCCUUUCUGCUGUAAAGUAGUUCUUGCCCGAGUUAUAUGCAAGUCAUCACAUUUUUUAGUUUCGUAUGGAUGUAUUGCUGAAUUUGGCUUAAAAAUAUUCAGAUUUUUAUUUAAAAACACUAAAACUGAAAAGAUAUAUUGACUUGGCAAUGGGAGAAUACAUAGUUUAUUAAAAAGUGGUUUGCAUGAAUCUCUUUGCUUGCUAUUACAAAUAAUCCUUAUGGCUUUUUUUUGUAUUAUAAAGACUUUAAUAGCUUCCGAGCUAUUUCCCCAUGAAAUUAUACCAUAUUGCAUUAGUGAGUGAAAAUACCCGAAGUACAUUAAUUUCAUAACCUCAACAUCAACUUUCCCAACCAUAACAGCGAAGAGCAAAACAUGCAGAUGUUAGUUUAUUACAUAAUACCUCUAUGUUCUUUUUCCAAUUUAUUUUUUCAUCAAUUAUUAAUCCCAGAAAUUUCGCAUAAUGAGACUGAUGUAGAUUUUUAUUUAAACAAGAAAUAUUAAUAUCUUCAUACAUUUGGUUUCUUGUUAUGAAGUUAACAAAAUUUGUUUUAUCAAAAUUUAAAGUUAAUUUAUUAGGCUUAAACCAAGAAAUCAUUAGUUUGAGUACAUUUUCAGAUUCCUCAAUUAACUGGGUGCGAGACAGAUUUUGUAUUAUGAUACUAGUAUCGUCUGCAAACAGAAUAGCAGAAGCUCUUUCAUCAAGCAUAUGUGGUAAGUCAUUAACAUAAAAAAGAAAGAGCAAGGGACCUAAUACCGAUCCUUGAGGCACACCAUGCUCUAUACAUCCUGAGCGAGAGACAAACUUUUUAUUGGAACAGGUAUCCACUAACAUUACACUUUGUUGUCUGUAAUAUAAAUAUGAGAUUAGAAGUUUUUGAAGCUGACCAACAAUACCAUAAAAAUCCAAUUUUUUAAUCAGUAUACUAUGAUUGACACAGUCAAAGGCUUUUGCUAGGUCACAAAAUAUACUAACUACAUGAAGUUUAUUAUCUAAUGCUGUUUGGAUAGUAUUUACAAGGUUGAAUAUAGCUUCAUCAAUAGAUUUUUUCUUCCUAAAGCCAAACUGUGAUGAUGUUAAUAUUUGAUAUUGGUCUAAGUGAUCAAGUAAUCUCCUAUAGAUGACUUUUUCAAGGAUCUUAGAAAAUGUAGUCAAUAACGAAAUUGGCCUAUAGUUUUCGAUAUUAGUUUUCUCACCUUUCUUAUGUAAUGGAAUAAUUACAGCGUAUUUCAUCCUAUCAGGGAAGGUACCUGUAAUUAAACAGAUAUUGCAAAUUAAACUGAGAGGCUUAGAUAAUUGAUCAGAACACUGCUUGAUUAUUUUACUACUAAGCUCAUCAUAACCAUGAGAAGUUUUUGAUUUCAUGUUUUUUAUGAUUAAACUUAUUUCAUGAGGAGUUACAAGGGAAAAUUGAAUUUUAGGAAAUUUUUUGGAAAAAGCAUUUUGGACAAACUCUAAAGGGUCGUGAGAAGAUUGAAGAUUAGUUACUAAGUGAUUUGCAACAUUUAAAAAAUGUUUAUUGAAAGCAUUAGAAAUAUCAACUGGGUUUUCAAUAGUAGAUUCUUUUAAUUUUAGGGAUAUCUUAUCAUUUUUAUUAGGAUGUCUCGAUACUUCUGUUUUAACAAUAUCCCAUAUAGAUUUAAUCUUGUUAGAAGAAUUAGAGAUAAUUUUAUGAAAAUAUUUACUUUUUGCUGCUAAGAUUUUUUUAUUAAGAAUCUUACUAUAAUGUUUGUAUAGCAGUUUGUCUUUGUCAAGAUUAGAUACCCUAGCUGUAGUAUAUAGGUUACGUUUAAUUUUACAAUCAUUUCUUAUUUCGUUAGUUAUCCAUGAAUUUACCUUUCGCUGAGACGUGUUUACAGUUACUACACGGCAGCAUGUCUCAAAGAAUACUAAAACAGUGUUAAGAAAACAAUUAAAUUGAAAGUUGGCAUCAUUUACUAUUUCUAAGAAAUCCCAUGUUUCAGUUGCAAGUAAUAAUUUAAAUUGCUCAAUGGUUUCUUUAUUUAUUUGCCUGCGUGAAUUUUUUAUACAAUUAGAACUAUUUACUAAUUUAUGAUGUAAUUCUAUAACUUGAGCAUCAUGGUCAGAUAUGCCAUUCACAACAGAAGCUACCAUAAUUUUAUCACUUUGAGAUUUAUCAAUAAAAAUAUUGUCGAUACUGAUUAUAGGCAGUUGACUGAAAACAUACAUUACAGUCAAUCACAAACUUUCUAUCUUCAAAUCCAGUGUAUGAAAUUCAAUUAUUCCAUUUCAGAACAAGUAACACACAUUAUUUUACCUCAAAUACUUGCCCCCACAUUACUGCAAUGUUUUUUUUAAGUACAACUAUAUGUUUGGUACAUAUUUAGGUAUACAACUCAGGCACAUCAAACACCUCAAGGCAUUACCAAAUUUUCCAAUCACUGUUCCUCCUUUGCUGUUUUAUCUUUAAGAGUACUAACCAUUUUCGAAAAAAAAAUUCUUAGACACACAAAUCAGAAAACUGGGUGUUGUUAAACAAUCCCUGCAGCUGUUUGGUUCUUAUAUUAUAAUAAAAAAAUAUAUAAAUUCUACACAAAAUUAAAUAUGAGUCAUCACAUUAUCUUAGCACAGUACAUGUUCAUUUUUGAUAGAUGGUGCAUAACUACAGCAAGAAACACCCAAUGUAUUUAAAUUGUCAGCCACAGUAUACAUUCAUUACACAUACGUAUAUCACUGAUUACAUCUGAACUGAUAGGUCUUCAGAGCUCUGAGCAUGGUUUCCUGGGUUGUGCAUUCUUGCAGUCGUUGCAAAGAGAACAUCUUGGGUGUUAUCAUUUACUGCUGCUCACCAACACAUGGAAAAAAAAAAUUAUAACAGACACUAAAAAACUUAGAAACAAUUAUGCAUCAUGUUGUAAAUAGUGUUAAUAAAUAUUUCUAUGUGCUACUGAUUGCAAUCAAUAGUUUCCAAAUGCAGAUUCUCUAUGUGACCGAUGAAUUUACUUUGAUUCACUCUUUGUAAAUAACAAAUAUAACAUUAG